This is a messenger RNA of Mucor mucedo, 2638 nucleotides long. RefSeq names its product ATP-dependent protease La. Gene Ontology annotation, biological process: protein targeting to peroxisome; protein catabolic process; protein processing. The transcript has 10 exons. Lineage: Eukaryota; Fungi; Mucoromycota; Mucoromycetes; Mucorales; Mucoraceae. Gene Ontology annotation, cellular component: peroxisomal matrix. The record is from RefSeq and is a predicted model, not a curated record. The coding region runs from base 21 to 2465 and encodes 814 amino acids. Gene Ontology annotation, molecular function: serine-type endopeptidase activity; ATP hydrolysis activity; ATP binding.
UUUUUUUUUAACUUUCAGCAAUGAUAUCUACUAUCCCAUCUUCAUUGCCUAUUUUACCAUUAUCUGAAUAUGUGUUAUUACCAUCCAUUGUGACGACAUUCAUGGUAUGUCAAUCAGAAGCAGAUUUUCUUUUAAGUAGCUCUUCCGACUAUGUAAUUUGUAUUCCGCUUGCCAAUAAACAAAGGGAGACUAGUCGUUCUACCGACCUUAGUCAAUUAUUUCAUUAUGGAUGCGUAGCCAAGGUGAUUGAAUGCGACCGUACAUUGCCGGACAAUUGUGUUAUCAAGGUAGAAGGAAUCUGUCGCUCACGGAUUCGGGAUAUCUCCAGUGAAAACGGAGGAGAUCAAUUCCAGGCUCUAUUAGAGCAUUAUCCUGAUGAUGGUGACAAGGGUUUGCAAUUGGAAGAUCAGUUAGGAUUUCAGACACUUGUGAACACUUUUAUUGAAAAAAUGAGAUGUAUUGGCGUUUCCAGCAGUGUACUAAACGGUCUGAGUGAAGUAGCAGAUCGCUGUCACGUAUCUUACGUGGCCAACCUACUUUUAUGUAUUACUGACUCUCCCUUAUGUGACAAGCUGCGUGUACUGGAAUUAUCAGAUAUGAAAAAACGGUUAGAACAGGUCAAUCAUGCGGUGAAUCGUUAUUUACAGAUGAUCAAUGUCACCUCAGUCAGUAGUUUUCCAAAUGAAAUGUUAUUUGAUGAUAUCCGUAGAAAAUUUUAUCUGCUCCAAGAGGUCAACUCCAUUUCAUAUAGUCAACAACAUCAGCACCUUCAACAGCAGUUCACAGCAUUAGCAGAAGAUGAUGAAGAAAUUACUGAUCUUGUUAGAAAAUUAAACCAGGUGAAACUACCAGAAUAUGCUGUUACAGCUGUAAGACGUGAUUUAAACCGACUUCGAAAACUGCCUGAAUCCUCUUCAGAUUCCGCUGUAUUACGUAUUUACAUUGAAUACAUAACUGAUUUACCUUGGCAAACAGCUCCUCCAACAGAACUUAAUAUAUCAUCUGCAAAGAAUCAACUGGACGCUGAUCAUUUUGGUAUUGAUCAUGUAAAGAAAAGAAUUUUGGAAUAUUUAUCUGUACUCAAAGUCAAAAAGGAUGCAAAACCACCCAUUAUUUGUUUUGUCGGUCCCCCUGGUGUUGGAAAAACUACGCUGGGAAUAUCAAUAGCAACUGCACUCCAAAGAAAAUUUCACCGCAUGUCGUUAGGUGGCGUACGUGAUGAGGCAGAAAUAAGAGGACAUCGACGUACUUAUGUUGGGGCCCUACCAGGUCUGUUUAUUCAUGGUAUGAGACAGUGUGGAGUGCAAAACCCCGUAUUCUUAUUAGAUGAAAUUGAUAAACUUGUGCAAGGAACAAGUCAAGGUGACCCAGCCGCUGCAUUGUUAGAAGUGCUUGAUCCUGCACAGAACUCUACAUUCACUGAUCACUUUAUGAACAUGCCGUAUGAUCUUUCCCAAGUCCUAUUCAUUGCUACUGCAAACUCAAUGGAGUCUAUCCCAGGCCCCUUAUUGGAUCGUAUGGAGGUAAUUCAUCUGGAUGGUUAUACCUUUAAUGAGAAGCUACAUAUUGCACAAACACAUCUUGUACCCAAACAAAUAGAGGCGCAUGGCUUAUCUUUUCUUGACUUGAAUAUUCCCGAUCAGGUUGUCAUGCAUGUUGCAGAAAAGUAUACACGAGAGAGUGGAGUACGUGGAUUAGAGAGGUUGAUGGCAAGUAUCUGUAGAUACAAAUGUCGUGAGUAUACGGAUUUACAUGAGUCGGGAAAGCUAGAACUGUUCGAAAGGGCUGUUGAUAUAAGUGAUAUUGAGCAUAUCCUCGGUGCGGAACCAUUCGAGAACGAUGUAGUGGAAUCUGAAGAUAUACCCGGUGUUAUUACUGGGUUGGCUUACUCAGGAAGUGGAAACGGUGGUAUUAUGUUUAUUGAGGCAUCAAAAAUGCCUGGUGAUGGAAACCUUUACCUGACAGGAUCCUUGGGUGAUGUGAUUCAAGAAUCGGCAAAACUAGCACUGUCUUGGGUGAAAUCAAAUGCCUAUGUUCUCAAAUUAACUUCGAACUCAAGGGAGAAACUGAAUGAACAUGAUGAUAUUCAUAUCCAUUUCCCUUCUGGAGCUAUUUCUAAAAAUGGACCUUCAGCUGGUGUCACAUUGGUUUGCGCUAUCGUCUCACUUUAUUCCGGUUAUCAUGUACCACCAACUACUGCUAUGACAGGCGAAAUUUCUUUGCGAGGUCGAGUGUUACCGGUCGGAGGUAUAAAGGAAAAGGUCGUAUCUGCUCAUCGCGCUGGUAUCCGUAAAAUCAUCAUGCCUUUCCGCAACCGCAAAGACGUGGAAGAGGAUGUACCCGAUAAGGUCAAGGAUGACAUUCAAUUUGUAUUUGCCAAAACUAUAUGGGAUGUCUUGGAGGCUGCUUUAGUUAUAAAUACCUCCGAAAAAUGGACCACGCGUGUGUAUGAGAGCCGUUUGUAAUUUAUUCUAUUCACCACUCUAUAAUUUAAUAAAACUUAAUCUACUUUUAAUAACUAUCUUGAUGUCUCUGAUUACGUUUCGUCUGCUUUUAAACACGAUAUCUAAUCAGUCAACACUAAAGCACAUUAUAUUGUGCGUUUGGCAAUGAAGUAUCAAAAAUAUCAUAUGAAUCA